Molecule: messenger RNA, 477 nt
Organism: Fusarium keratoplasticum
Lineage: Eukaryota; Fungi; Ascomycota; Sordariomycetes; Hypocreales; Nectriaceae
Exons: 2
Coding region: 1-477 (158 amino acids)
Source: RefSeq, a predicted model, not a curated record
AUGGCUCCCGAACACGAUGUAUACCGCAGAGUUGGCCGAGGAGGUGCGGGAAACUAUUAUCCCUCGGCUGAAGUUGACGAGGCUGCCAAGGACCUUGAGGCUCAGGAUCUAGCCACAAACCCUGCGCCUCCUCCGGACCGCAAGACGGCCCACCUCCCCGCGCGAGCCGGCCGCGGCGGUGCCGGAAACUAUGUUGACCCGGCGGAUCUGCCGGAUGCGCGAGAGCAGGAGGAGAUGGCGGACAAAACGGCCGCCGCCGUGAGCGCGAGCCUGAAGCGAAAUAGCCAGCACAUCCGCGGGGGCCUUGCGGGCCGCGGAGGGGCCGGUAACUGGAAGACCGAGGAGGAUGAGAAGGAGCAUCACCAGAAGACCAAGGGGGAGGAGCUGGAGAAAAAGGUCAAGGAGGCUGUCGAGAAGGGGCUCAAGAUGCCCGACAGGGUCCACCAUAGCACUGACAAGUAUGAUGAUGAUGCUUGA